ACCGCUGAUUGGCAGUAAAGGGGUUCACUCCCCAUCUCCUGCUCGAGCAAAAUCGACACAGCCAAUCAGAGCGAGGACUGACGGAGACGACCCAAUCCUGGAGCCGAGCUGAGGGCGGGGGCGGGGACAAAUGGCUCGGGUGGACUCCCGGCUGGAGCUGUCCUGGGGGAGCUUGUUUGCUGCUACUGCUCCUGCGGUGCUGGGAGUCCGGUCGUCAGGCAAAAAGCCCUCUCAGGUUUAAGGGAAGUCAUGAGCCGUUUUCUGAAUGUGUUAAGAAGCUGGCUGGUUAUGGUGUCCAUCAUAGCCAUGGGAAACACACUACAGAGCUUCCGAGACCACACCUUUCUCUAUGAAAAGCUCUACACUGGCAAGCCAAACCUUGUGAAUGGCCUCCAAGCUCGGACUUUUGGGAUCUGGACCCUGCUCUCAUCAGUGAUUCGCUGCCUCUGUGCCAUUGACAUUCACAACAAGACGUAUGCUCUAUCACAUCACACUGUGGACCUUCCUCCUUGCCCUGGGGCACUUCCUCUCAGAGUUGUUUGUAUAUGGAACUGCAGCUCCCACAAUUGGUGUCCUGGCACCCCUGAUGGUGGCAAGUUUCUCCAUCCUGGGUAUGCUAGUUGGGCUCCGGUACCUAGAAGCAGAACCAGUAUCCAGACAGAAGAAGAGAAACUGAGGCCAACAUUACCACCUCUAAGACUUCAUCGUCUUCCACCUUUACUGUCUUUUUCCUUCGUCGUAAUUGAUAUAAUCAGAAAGUGUCCUUUUUCUUGAGCCAUAGUCACAUUCUGGGUUUUUAUUUGUGUUUGUCAAGUCUGACCCAUACUUUUCCUCUGUUCUGUUCCCAUUUCUGUCUGCUCUUUAAUUUCUUCUUUUCUGUUUCAUCAUCAGCCCCUUUAUUCACUUUUAGCCUCUUAAGUUUUUUUUAUAUUUUUAAAAUUUUAAGAUAUAACAUGCAUACAGAAAACUAUAUAACAUGAAUGUACAAUUUAAAGAAUAAUUUUAAAGUGAAUACUCUGUAACUCCAUCCAAGUCAAGAAAUUGCCAGCACCUAAGAAGCCUACUGUGUGUCCUUCUCCUUCCUGCAGCCUCUUCCAGGCUCCCUUUUCCAGCCUCCUGCUUGUUUUCUCUUUUAUUUUCAUUCUUUGAUUUGACUUGUGUGGUGGGAACAUGCGAACUGUGAAACUUAAAGCUGCUGCCCACCCAGAGCAGCUGUGACCAAGGGCUGCUUCAAGAGGUUGUCCACACAGGUUGGGCUCCUCUCUGCUGCUGGACCCAAGACUCUGAACCAUCCAAGGGACAGGCAGUUCUUCUAAGAAGGGCUCUCCUGUGCACAAGCAGGACCAUGGCUCUCCUUCUAUCUACAGAAGGAUGAAGGUUGGAAGAGUCUGGGAUGUUUUUAGACCUUCUGCUCAGUUGUAUUUGUGUAAGGAGUUUUGUAAUAAACAGAAAAACCCUC
Lemur catta (Ring-tailed lemur) is the source of this 1459-nucleotide messenger RNA. It is a transcript of the gene ERG28, whose product is annotated as ergosterol biosynthesis 28 homolog. Gene Ontology annotation, molecular function: protein-macromolecule adaptor activity. The transcript has 5 exons. The record is from RefSeq and is a predicted model, not a curated record. Gene Ontology annotation, cellular component: membrane; endoplasmic reticulum. The coding region runs from base 250 to 774 and encodes 174 amino acids. NCBI's taxonomy places the organism in Eukaryota, Metazoa, Chordata, Mammalia, Primates, Lemuridae.